AUGAAUUCUUGGAACAUUAUUUUGACAGCUUUUAAUAAAUUAAAACUCAUAAAUAAGCUAUUGAAUAAAUCGAUAAAUAUCAAUAUUAUUAGUGAUACUGAUUAUAAAAUUAUUCCUAAUAUUAAUCUUAAUGAUACCAGCUUUAAUAUUACUGAAAAUAAUUUAAAUAAAAAAACGUCAAUAAAUUCAAUUAGAUCCAAUGGUUCACCAAUCAAUAUUUCUAGAAGUUCAAGUUUAUUAUCGAAACCGCGACAUAUAUCAACUUAUGAAGAUGGUCUAUUAAUAAAUUCAUUUAAUAAUUUAGAAAUUAGAAACGAAUUGAAAAAAUCCGAUUCAAUGCAAUUAUUAGGAAAUAUUAUAAAUAAUAAGAAUAAUAAUGAAGAACAAAAGUAUAUAGCAUUAGCUGGAGCAUCAUUUGCGAUUAAUAAUAAAGUAAAUCGAGGUAAUAAGACGAUUAAAAAAUCUAAUUCAAUGUCGAACCAUAUGAACCACUUAGUAGGAUUAAAUGAAAAAAAUAAAAAGGAUAAUGAAAGUCAUGAUGUGAAUUCAAUUAAAGAUGGUAUUCUGAAUACUCAAAAUGUUUUAAAUAUUGAUAAAAGCAUUGAAAAAAACAAGGAAAAAAAUAAAAUUGAAAUUAAAAAAGUUCGAUUUAUUGGAGUGCCGAAAUAUACUGUUAAUGAAGAUAUUGGACAUAAAAGAUUGAAGAUAACACCAUUAGAUAGUAAGAGAAGAGGGCCGAGUUUUCCAUGA
Ascoidea rubescens DSM 1968 is the source of this 750-nucleotide messenger RNA. RefSeq lists its product as uncharacterized. The transcript is spliced from 2 exons. The record is from RefSeq and is a predicted model, not a curated record. Bases 1 to 750 code for a protein of 249 amino acids. NCBI's taxonomy places the organism in Eukaryota, Fungi, Ascomycota, Saccharomycetes, Ascoideales, Ascoideaceae.